UCGACUGUCUUUGUUUUGUUUCUUCUUGAAAGCAUUGUUGUGUUUUUAAAGUAAUUUUGUCAACGUAGUAAAGUAAACAUGACGUCAUACUUAUGACGUUUUACACAAGACGCUGAAAAUAGUUUAAUAAGAACCGCAACCGGAACUUCCCUUUCCACCAAUGGCAUGCGAGAGUUACACCACGAAGGCUUGACUGACAGGGAAUGUGGACCAAUGAAAAGGCCGUAAAGGUGAUGACGCGUCUGACGGGCAGGCCGCUCAGCCAAUCGUGUUCCUCACGAGCGCAGCUCCGGAGCGCGUGAAGGCGGCGCGCGCUGACCGGAGAGGAGGAGAUGGGCAGAAGCUGAACAUGGCGGAUGGUGACAGCGGGAGUGAGCGCGGUGGUAGCAGCGGGGGAGGAGGCGGCGGAGGAGGCGGCUUCCAGCACUUUCAGAGGGACCAGGAGACCCAGGAGCUCGCCUCCAAGCGCCUCGACAUCCAGAAUAAACGCUUCUACCUGGACGUCAAGCAGAACAACAAGGGCCGCUUCAUCAAGAUCGCCGAGGUCGGGGCCGGGGGCUCCAAAAGUCGCCUGACCCUCUCCCUGUCAGUGGCCGCGGAGGUGCGCGACUACCUCGGGGACUUCAUCGAGCAUUACGCCCAGCUGGGGCCCAGCAGCCCCGAGCAGAUCGCCCAGGCUUCCGCCGGCGAGGACGGAGGGCCUCGGCGAGCCCUGAAGAGCGAGUUUCUGGUGCGGGAGAACCGCAAGUACUACUUGGACUUGAAGGAGAACCAGCGGGGGAGGUUCCUGCGGAUCCGGCAGACCGUCAACCGCGGGCCCGGCUUCGGCAUGGGCGGCCCGGUGGCCGGCAUGCUGGCCGGCCAGACCAUAGCCCUUCCCGCCCAGGGCUUGAUCGAGUUCCGAGACGCGCUGGCCAAGCUCAUCGACGACUACGGCGGCGACGACGACGAGCUGGCGGCGGGGGGCAUGGCCGCGGGGGGGUUCGGCGAGCUCCCCGAGGGCACGUCCAUCAUGGUGGACUCCAAGCGCUUCUUCUUCGACGUGGGCUCCAACAAAUACGGCGUCUUCCUGCGCGUCAGCGAGGUGAAGCCCAGCUACCGGAACUCCAUCACGGUUCCCUUCAAGGCCUGGGCCAAGUUCGGCGGCGCGUUCAGCCGCUACGCCGAGGAGAUGAAGGAGAUCCAGGAGAGGCACCGGGACAAGAUGUACGAGAGGCGGGACGAGUCCGAGGGCGACGACGUGGAUGACGACUGACGGCAAGAAGAAGAACGUGCAUGAGUGUCCAACAGCCUCCUCCAUAGUGUUUAAAUUGUGACUCACAGUCAGAUACGUGACGUCACUCUUGAGGAGGACCCUCAUGAGGAGCAGCUGUCAAUCACAAAAAGGAUUACUCCAAAUGUUAGAGGAACUCAUUGAGAGGAUUAGUCAGCCCAAAUUAAAGCUGGGACUCUAGUCCGCACACACAUACUUAGCAAUAUUGUCACAGGAGCCCGGCGGAGGACGGAAUGUUCCGGGGCCCAAAAGUGUGGCUGGGGCCCCUCAGCGGACACACCCGACUCUCCAGAGACGCUGGACACAAACCUUUUUUUUUUUUUUUUUUCCAAAAGAGAACUAUAUUGACAUAAGAUUAUAGGAAAGAUAUUACAAACCAGCAUAAAAAAAAAAGAUAUUUUCAAAUACUUAUAAAGGAAAUUGUAUUGUGUAAAGGAAUUUCAUCAAUUUUAAGAAUAAAGAAAAUCUUUUAAUUUC
Molecule: messenger RNA, 1750 nt
Organism: Nerophis lumbriciformis (worm pipefish)
Lineage: Eukaryota; Metazoa; Chordata; Actinopteri; Syngnathiformes; Syngnathidae
Product: transcriptional regulator protein Pur-beta
Biological process (GO): regulation of transcription by RNA polymerase II
Cellular component (GO): nucleus
Molecular function (GO): RNA polymerase II transcription regulatory region sequence-specific DNA binding; purine-rich negative regulatory element binding; DNA-binding transcription factor activity, RNA polymerase II-specific
Source: RefSeq, a predicted model, not a curated record